AACGGCACCGUUUGUUUUGUCGAGGUGAGGCAUGGGCUUCUAACAGUCUGCUACAAUCUCGGUGAUGGUCCCAACAGUCACUUCCCGACCAUAAAAUAGACACUGGAGAGUGGAACGACGUUGGCUUGGAAAGGAUGCAGAACGAGUUCACGCUUCGCUUUAAUGGAGGAGGUGAGCACAGAGAGAUAACAGCAGCUCACAGGACCUACAAAGAAAUUAAAGUCGAUCCGAGAGGCGCGAUUCUGGGAAGCAUCAACCAAUCGGGUUAUCAAGGAUGCAUAAAGAACACGAGACUGAACGGCUGCCGCCUGCCUAUGGAGAACACGACAGCCUCGCCGGUGUCCGUUAUAAGCCGGGAAGGAGCGACCGAAGGCUGCGUCUCAGACGUCUGUAGCAGCAGCCCCUGCAGCCGCCGCUUUGUCUGCGUUGAUCUAUGGAUGAACCACGAAUGCAGGUGCCCCCCAGGAUACCUGCUUACAGAGAAUGGCACAGAGGCUCACUGCGUCUACACGGUAUGUGCCAGCCACCCCUGCAAACACGGCACGUGCCACGCUUGCCCACCCAAUCCACCUGCCUCUGCGCAGAGGGGUACGUCGGGAGCGGAUGUCACGUCUUCAGCCCCGGACUCUGGUUCAGCAAUCCUUAUAUCAUCUUGAUUUG
Messenger RNA from Spea bombifrons (plains spadefoot toad), 660 nucleotides. Its product is annotated as protein crumbs homolog 1-like. The record is from RefSeq and is a predicted model, not a curated record. NCBI's taxonomy places the organism in Eukaryota, Metazoa, Chordata, Amphibia, Anura, Pelobatidae. Bases 135 to 656 code for a protein of 173 amino acids. The transcript is spliced from 3 exons.